AUGGCUUUUCCGUUCGCCCUCAACGCCGACAUGGUCGUGGACAGCUCGGACGAGGAUCAGACUGUGAAGACCGAACCGGCAGCGGCCAGCCGUCCAAACAAGCCGGACGCCGAGGAGGUUAUCGAGAUCUCAUCGGAGGAGGAUGCUGGCGCUGGGGAGACUCCGAAACCUCUUCCGGCUUUUCUGAAAGCCAUGUGGCGGGACCAUGAAGGACAUGGUUUGUGCAUCGGCUCCAACGAGUUGCCUUGCUGCUUCGGCAAAGAAGGCACGGCCGCCCAUGCCGGGCCAGACGGAAGGUGCGACUUGUGUAGCGGCUCGACCAUCCGGAUGCUGCACGGGCAUCCUUAUGCCUAUCGUCGCUUGACGUUCUUGCUGAAGCAGCUGCAUGGUAAACCGCUCCUUCAUGCCUUCGUGCGAAUCAAGCUCGUGCUCGGAUCGCAGGCCCGCGACCUUUACAAAGAACGACGCAGAGCCGCGCUGAGAAUGGCUCUCUUCGAGAAGGCUGCAGGCGAGCAGGAGGCCGAGGAGGAGUCUCAGCAGGUGGCCGCGGCAAAGCGCCGAACUAAACUCUUUCCCUACGACCAGGUCGCGGCCCAGCUCCUGGAACCACAUGGCACUUCUGCCGUGGACAAGAUGAGCUUGGCUGAUUUGUGGGCCUGCACGGCGAAGGGCAAUAAGCGCGCCAUGUACCACAGCCACCUGGCCGCCGAUCAAGAGCAGGACGCUUGGCACGUAGGUGCCGGAAUCAGUAGGACGGCAGCUUCUCUGCAGCUUGCCUUUGCCGCAAUCAAGGGCGAGAGCAUGACCCAGCUGAUGCGUCCGGAACUCCACCAAAAAGUCAUGACAGAGAUCACGGCCCUCGAACCUCACGUGCAGGUCUUGAAUCUGGGCAAGGCUUCCCAAACACAACCGGACACCGGAAGUUUCCGAGCAGCCAAGCGUUCCAAAGGAACGGAAUCGGCCGAAGUGGCUGGGACUCCAACGGAGGCCGAACUGCGGGCAGCCGCGAAGGCACUUCAUGCCUGGCUGUCCAAGCCCAAGUCGCCUUUGAGCCUGUCCUCAAAUCCCGAUCCAAAGAUGGCUCUCUUCGAGAAGCGCGGCCACGAGCAGGAGGCCGACGAGGAGUCUCAGGAGGUGGCUGCGGCAAAGCGCCGAACUAAACUCUUUCCCUACGACCAGGUCGCGGCCCAGCUCCUGGAACCGCAUGGCACUUCUGCCGUGGACAAGAUGAGCUUGGCUGAUUUGUGGGCCUCCACGGCGAAGGGCAAUAAGCGCGCCAUGUACCACAGUCACCUGGCCGCCGAUCAAGAGCAGGACGCUUGGCACGUAGGUGCCGGAAUCAGCAUGACGGCAGCUUCUCUGCAGCUCGCCCUCACCGCAAUCAAGGGCGAGAGCAUGACCCAGCUGAUGCGUCCGGAACUCCACCAAAAAGUCAUGACAGAGAUCACGGCCCUCGAACCUCACGUGCGGGUCUUGAACCUAGGCAAGGGUUCCCAAACGCAAUCGGACACCGGAAGUUUCCGAGCAGCCAAGCGUUCCAAAGGAACGGAAGCAGCAGAAGUGGCUGGGACUCCCACGGAGGCCGAACUGCGGGCAGCCGCGAAGGCACUUCACGCUUGGCUGUCCAAGCCCAAGUCGCCUCUGAGGCACCUGUUGGACAUCCUCUCUGCCAGCAAUGUCUUCUAUACUGGCCACGCCAUAGCAGCACGUGCGCGCGUGCCUUCACAGCCGGCGCGUCGUGCGGCAGCUACGAGCUCUAACACAGGAGCACUUGCACUCAGCCUGUCUUCAGAUCCCGAUCCAAAGAUGGCUCUCUUCGAGAAGCGCGGCCACGAGCAGGAGGCCGACGAGGAGUCUCAGGAGGUGGCUGCGGCAAAGCGCCGAACUAAACUCUUUCCCUACGACCAGGUCGCGGCCCAGCUACUGGAACCGCAUGGCACUUCUGCCGUGGACAAGAUGAGCUUGGCUGAUUUGUGGGCCUCCACGGCGAAGGGCAAUAAGCGCGCCAUGUACCACAGUCACCUGGCCGCCGAUCAAGAGCAGGACGCUUGGCACGUAGGUGCCGGAAUCAGCAUGACGGCAGCUUCUCUGCAGCUCGCCCUCACCGCAAUCAAGGGCGAGAGCAUGACCCAGCUGAUGCGUCCGGAACUCCACCAAAAAGUCAUGACAGAGAUCACAGCCCUCGAACCUCACGUGCGGGUCUUGAACCUAG
Molecule: messenger RNA, 2212 nt
Organism: Symbiodinium necroappetens
Lineage: Eukaryota; Dinophyceae; Suessiales; Symbiodiniaceae
Source: the annotation of a GenBank genome assembly